AUGCUCAAUUUCACAGAUGUGACUGAAUUUAUUCUGUUGGGCUUAACCAGUCAAAAGGAACUACAGGUGGUCUUUUUUGUCAUCUUUCUUGUGGUGUAUCUUGUUACCAUGCUGGGAAAUAUUGGCAUGAUGAUAUUAAUUAAGAUCAGUCCACAGCUUAGCAGCCCGAUGUAUUUUUUCCUCAGCCAUUUGUCAUUUGUUGAUGUGUGGUUUUCUUCCAAUGUCACUCCUAAAAUGCUGGAAAACUUGCUGUCAACGAGAAAAACAAUUUCUUACACAGGCUGCUUGGCACAGUGCUUCUUCUUCAUCGCCCUUGUGCAUGUGGAAAUCUUCAUUCUCGCUGUGAUGGCUUUUGACAGGUACAUGGCAAUUGGGAAGCCCCUGCUCUAUGGUAGCAAAAUGUCAAGGGUGGUCUGCAUUCGACUCAUUUCUUUCCCAUACAUAUAUGGGUUUCUGACCAGUCUGGCUGCAACGUUAUGGACUCACGGCUUGUAUUUCUGUGGGAAAACUGAGAUCAACCACUUCUACUGUGCAGACCCACCUCUCAUCAAGAUGGCCUGCGCAGGGACUUUUGUAAAGGAGUAUACAAUGCUCUUCCUGGCUGGCAUUAACUUCACAUAUUCCUUGAUUGUUGUCAUCAUCUCCUAUUUGUUCAUUCUCAUUGCCAUUCUCAGGAUGCACUCAGCAGAAGGCAGGCGCAAGGCGUUUUCCACCUGUGGGUCUCAUCUCACGGCAGUUGGUGUAUUUUAUGGUACUCUCAUCUUUAUGUAUCUCCAACGACCCACUGAAGAGUCAGUGGAACAAGGAAAGAUGGUGGCUGUCUUCUAUACCACAGUUAUCCCCAUGUUGAACCCCAUGAUCUACAGUUUGAGGAACAAGGAUGUCAAGGAAGCCAUGGACAAAGUGAUUAACAGGAAAUUCUUAACAAAAUAA
Arvicola amphibius (Eurasian water vole) is the source of this 933-nucleotide messenger RNA. Its product is annotated as olfactory receptor 5M3. Gene Ontology annotation, molecular function: odorant binding; G protein-coupled receptor activity; olfactory receptor activity. Gene Ontology annotation, cellular component: membrane. NCBI's taxonomy places the organism in Eukaryota, Metazoa, Chordata, Mammalia, Rodentia, Cricetidae. The coding region runs from base 1 to 933 and encodes 310 amino acids. Gene Ontology annotation, biological process: G protein-coupled receptor signaling pathway; sensory perception of smell. The record is from RefSeq and is a predicted model, not a curated record. The transcript has a single exon.